CCAGAGGCCGCCUGGGCCGAGCGGCCACGCCCGGAGGGUGGAAAGGCAGCCCGCCUGGCCUGGCCUCGCCUCAGUCGGUUCCCUCUUCGCCAUCGGAGCGGCUUCCCCUCUGCGCCAUGGUGUGCUGCGAGCACCUGUGCGUCCUGACCAUGUUGUGCGCCGCGGGCUUCGUGCUCGUCCAGCUCAUCCGGUGGCUCCGCGCCGACGGCGACCUCGCUGUCCUGUGGGCGGAAUGGCGCGGCAAGAAGCCUGAAAAGGAGUUGCCUGGCAAAGUUGUCUGGGUGACGGGAGCCUCCAGUGGGAUUGGCGAGGAGAUGGCGUAUCAGUUAGCCAAGAUCGGCUCACUCCUUGCGCUCUCAGCAAGAAGAGAGAAGGAGCUGGAGAGGGUGAAAAAGAAGUGCAUUGAGAUCAGCAGCCUAAGUGACAAAGAUAUCCUCAUAGUGCCCCUUGAUUUGACUGAAAGGAGCACCCACGAACCUGCAACAAAAGCUGUCCUGAAGCAUUUUGGAAGGAUUGAUGUCCUGGUGAACAACGGCGGCCGUUCCCAGCGUUCCCUCUACGUGGAUACAUCCAUUGAUGUCUACAAGGCUAUAAUGGAGCUCAACUACCUCGGCACAAUCUCCUUAACGAAGCACGUCCUUGAUCACAUGAUACAGAGGAAACAGGGGAAGAUUGUCAACAUCAGCAGCGUGAUGGGCAUCAUGGGUGCUCCUUUGGCAACUGGCUAUUGUGCCAGCAAGCAUGCUGUGCAGGGUUUCUUCAAUUCUCUUCGGCCCGAACUUGUGGAGUAUCCUGAUAUAAGUGUGAUUAACAUCUGCCCGGGGCCUGUCCAGUCACAGAUCAUACAAAAUGUCUUUACUGAAGAUGUCUCAAAGGUCAAUGAAAAUGUUGGGGACCAGUCUCACAAAAUGUCAACUGCCCGUUGUGUCCAGCUAACUCUGGUUAGCGCAGUUAAUGACGUGAAGGAAGCCUGGAUCAGCGACCAGCCUUAUCUGGCAGUCUGUUACCUCUGGCAAUAUGCACCUACUUGGGCGUGGUGGCUACUGAACCGCAUGGGAAGGAGGCGAAUCGAGAACUUCAAAAGUGGAGUGGAUGCUGAUGUUUCUUACUACAAAAAGUCUUCUUAAAGGAAUCUCUGGCCAUGACCUUUUUCGCUGAUGCCAGGAGGAGAAGGGGAAGCGCUUCUGCUUCAAGUACAUUUUUCUUUGAAAAAGAAAAAAAAAGCCUGCCAAGGAAUGAGGUUUCAGUAUAUAACCCAGCAUAAGCUUCAUACCUGUUCCACUCUUAUUCCUGUCAAUAAAAAUGUCUGUAUAGUGCUUGUUGAUACAUUGAGGUGGCUAGCCACAAAAAAGAAACCUUCACAACCUGGCCUUUUAUGGUGCUAUCCUGCUCCAUACUAGGGGGACCAAUCACAUCCACACCCCUUCCCACAGCAGCUUCUCAAGCACUCUCUUGCAGACUUUAGUUAUCCAUUUACUCAGCGUUUCUACCUGGCUUCAUCUUAAGGUCUCAGGUACAAAAAUUGUGUUAGUUCUCAAGAAGGAUCAGAAGCUUGUUAUCUACUACCUCCACCUUAUUACUGUAUACUGCUAAGGCAGUGCUGUGCUCCUAAAGUGUUCUUCACACACUAUAUUUACAUCUCUAAAGAAAAAGCACUUUGGUAGCAGUGGUGGCAUAAUUAAAAAAUGUGUCAUUUUUUAUCCUUAUGAGAACACGACUGUUCUUUUCCCACGUGACUACAAUAAUCAGAAGCUUUUGAUCUUAACAGCAGUUUAGUAUGACAUUUAGGAACAUAGGAAGCUGCCUUAUACUGAGGCACACCAUUGGUCCAUCUAGCUCAGGGCUUCAGGCAGGGGUCUGUACCAGCCCUACCUGGAGAUGCUUGGCCUUGAACGUGGGACCUUCUGCAUGCAAGGCAGAUGCUCCACCACCAAGCUAUGGCUCUUCCCUAUUUAAAUCCUAAACAGUGGUUAAUUAGGGCUGGUAAAGACAGAACUUCAUAAGCUAUAGUUUAAAGUUUGGAUUCUUUGUAUUAGCCAUAGUUAAGACUAGCUAUUGUUUCAUAGAAUCAUAGAAUGGUAAAGUUGGAAGGGGCCUAUAAGGCCAUCGAGUCCAACCCCCUGCUCAAUGCAGGAAUCCAAAUCAAAGCAUUCCCGGCAGACGUCCAAGUUCAAACAACGUAGCAAGCUGCAGUUAAUUGGAAGCCUAAGUUUCAAAAUUACUUGUGGGCAAGCCGGAGGGAGGAGGAGAAGAGAGGUCGCAGGAGGCGGUCAGGCUCAUUCUCACUCAACUGUGGUUAGGUGUUGCAUCCAAAGCAGUUUGCCUUCUUUCUGCUUUGUAACUGGGAUACCUGAUUGCAUUUAAGUGGAAGAUUAAGACAGUGAAGGGUAAAGGACAAUUCCAACAAACAUAUAAAAAACCCCACGAUAUUUUUAGGAAAGGUCUACAAUCCUUCUCACAAAAAAUCCAAUUCCACGUUCUACGGCAGUCAUUCUAAAGCACUCCCGUAGAGGAAAUAUUACAUGAGCGUUGUCCUUUCAUCUAACAUGUUAAAGGAAAAACUUGGGUCUCAAGCCUCUUCUUGCUAUUGGGAAUUCAGGUCCCAACCAUUUCCAUGUUUUUUUAGAUCUGGGCCCCAAUGGGAGAGCAAGCUUUUCCAUCUGUCAAUCUUACUGCAAAUCUUACUCAGUUUGCUUCCACCAAAGUAUUUGUAUCCAAUUUGCUAUGCUUAACAAGGACUCUUGUUUGCUGAAUAGAUGUAUAUUAAGUGUUUCUUCAAGUUUCUUUUUAACAAUACAAAUAAAGCUAUACAAUAUAAGAAGUGAUAAAAA
Molecule: messenger RNA, 2831 nt
Organism: Rhineura floridana
Lineage: Eukaryota; Metazoa; Chordata; Lepidosauria; Squamata; Rhineuridae
Product: dehydrogenase/reductase SDR family member 7-like
Exons: 7
Coding region: 117-1127 (336 amino acids)
Molecular function (GO): oxidoreductase activity
Source: RefSeq, a predicted model, not a curated record